CCCAGACGCUUUCUGCCCUCCUGGAGCUUGUCCACACCCUCGGAAGCCAUAUUCAUGCGGCCUAAGAAGAGCCUCGGGUCUGAUCAUGCCGAUAUUCCAUGAUCUUGACGACUCUCCCUCCAAUGCUCCAAGCUCCCGGCCCACCUCUUCCCCUAGAACUGGCAUUCAGGGGGCAAAUGACCCGGCGAUAGCUUCAAGAGCGGGUUUCUUCGACAAAACACUCCCGGAGGAUGCUACGAGUUCCUCAUCUCACCCAGAUGUACUCAGUCCUGGUGCCAAUGACGCUAUGCCGUCAAUGCUGCAGAGAGUGGAGCUGAUUGAGAGGAUAAAGAGAGGGAAUAGCCCGUCGUGGCCGAGCCACCAUAUCAACGGAAGACGUCCAUCCCCCGAGCAGAGUUUGGAAGCACUACCCCGACCACGAGAGAGGUCAACAACCCCUUUGCUGCCGGCAGCAGAGUUGAAGGAGUCUCGCAGGGGCACCCCCGAUCCACUGUUCGAUCAUGCCUCUGCUGGGAUUGAGAUCGAACGUCCCAAAUCGGCCCUACAUUCUGGAGAUUUCAGGCAAGAUGAUGAAACAACGUCCUACAAAAGCUCCACAAACACACCUUUGGCUACGUCUCCAGUUGCCCCGUGGCAUCAUUCCUUCCCGUCGUCCGCAUAUCCAUCUACACGGACCGACCCGCAGUUUCCCCCAAGAGGCUUUUCAAAGCAUGAGAGUCGGCCAGGUGUGAGAUCGAGAGCUGCGUCUCACACAACCCAUCCAUCCCCAUUCAUUCUUAUGCCGCCAACAAGCCCAUUGGUGCAGCAAUCCAAUAAUACAGACCUGGACUCAUCAAGACCACUUUCACGACAGGGCUCUAGAAGCCCGGAAAGGAACAACAGAAGACACACAUUUUCUCCGCAAUCUUUCCAGACUUUCAAAUCGUCUUCUAUGGAACGAUCAACCUCUGGAACACCCGCAGGGCGACACUUCUCAACUUACCGGAAAGAAGCAACUUUCCCCUACCAAGCUCACCAGCCACGCCGGUCUAUGACUUCGAUGAGCCAGAUUCAUUCUUACUCCACUCCACAGACUCCACUCAUGCACGCCCGACGGCCGUCUAUCUCAUCAGAUGCUUCGCCUCUGCAGCAUGCACCCAUGGUCGGCUCAUACGAGGAAUCCAUUCUUAGAGGAAGGAUGUCAACGACCCCCUCUCGACCUCUGGAUUUUGUCGCAAAAAUAGGUGUGUUGGGAAAGGGGAACUGCAAACCAAAUCUCCGCUGUCCCGCUCAUGUCACUGUCCCGUUUCCGGCUGUGUUUUACAGCUACAAUAGUGGAAAUGGUAGGAUAGCCGACGACUCGCCAAGUCCAUACGUAGGGCUCAUUGACUUAGAGCACUCACUCCCAACACCGGAUGAUAGUGGUGAUGGAGUCCGCAGGAGACGCAGGCACACUGUCCCCAAUCCGAACCAUGAUGAGUUGGAUAUUCCUGCUAGCCCGUGCGAUGAGACGGUCGCAUCACAUACUAAACCCAGCAUCCGAAAAUUAGAGAAGAUGAAAAGGAGAUCAGCAUCCCCUAAAUCACCUCCUGGUGGCAGCUAUCGUAUCCCACAGCAAGGCCAGCUUCAAAUUGUGAUCAAGAAUCCCAAUAAGACAGCAGUAAAGCUCUUCCUUGUCCCAUAUGAUCUCUCAGAUAUGGAGCCCGGUCAGAAGACCUUCAUCCGUCAGCGUAGCUACUCCGCUGGCCCGAUUAUUGACAUGCCACUUUCAUCUCGAAAAAACCUGGGAACAGAGUGUCCGGAAGCAGCGCUGAGUAAUUCUGAUGACCCGAACGACCGCCCAAUUCUUCGAUAUCUUAUCCAUCUGCAUAUUUCUUGUCCUUCUAAGGGACGCUAUUUCUUGUAUAAAGCAAUCAGGGUUGUGUUUGCCAACAGAGUUCCUGAUGGAAAAGAAAAACUACGGAACGAGAUCCAGCUUCCUGAACCACGGUAUAGCACUUACAAACCGAGUCGUGACAGCAUUCCACUCUAUACACCAUCAUCUGCUGCGAUUCAACUGACCGCAGAUAAGGCUUUUCGGCGGCGAAGCGCUGGACUAUCACUGUCGCAGCAUGGAUACGAUCAAUUAGAUGGAAUCGGCCUGCACCCGCCGUUGCCUGCGCCGGCUUGUCAGUUUACAGGCGCCAGUAACAUAACAUCAGGAGGCUACUGUACUCCUACAUCUUCCAUAGGUCCACAGCCACUCAAAAUCGCUCGCCUCGCUGCCGUCGACUCUAGACCCGUCAGUCGGGAUCGGAUGGAUUUGGACGAUAGUCCAUUGCGCUCCCAUGCCAGUACUGCAACAACUUCAAACGUUGCUGGGAGUCCUCAGUCUCCUAUGUCCGGACUUGGGAGCCCGAUCGGAGCUGCUUUCGAGACUUACGACAAGCUAAGGCGAGGUGACGUUGGGUAUGGUGGUAAUGCCUUUCGUGGUGUGACUGGUUCAGACAGCACCGCUACGUCCGGUGCAGGACUGUUAGCUCGAAGACUCAGAGGACUAGAUGUACAAACACAGACAGACAAGAAGGCUGAUGAGGAGGAAUAAUUCGCAUCGAUUUCGGAACAGUAUAUUCUUGCCCAUAUCUUCACAAUGUUUGAGGGAGUAAGAUUUCAGAUCGACUCACGUAUUUUCCUUUGGGGCGUUUGCAUAGACUUAGAAUACCCACAAGCGUUUUUCAUUUACUACUGGUGUUUUUAGACACCUGAAUAUACUAUUUAUAACGCUAUUUGUUAAAUUCUAGGUAGCUUUUUUAGCAGGGCUACUAGUACUCAAUCAGAAGCAGGG
Molecule: messenger RNA, 2803 nt
Organism: Mytilinidion resinicola
Lineage: Eukaryota; Fungi; Ascomycota; Dothideomycetes; Mytilinidiales; Mytilinidiaceae
Exons: 2
Coding region: 86-2563 (825 amino acids)
Source: RefSeq, a predicted model, not a curated record